Molecule: messenger RNA, 2079 nt
Organism: Kwoniella botswanensis
Lineage: Eukaryota; Fungi; Basidiomycota; Tremellomycetes; Tremellales; Cryptococcaceae
Product: acetoacetate-CoA ligase
Exons: 10
Coding region: 1-2079 (692 amino acids)
Biological process (GO): lipid metabolic process
Molecular function (GO): acetoacetate-CoA ligase activity
Source: RefSeq, a predicted model, not a curated record
AUGUCAUUACCACCCCUCUCCCUCAACCCAGAUACCCAGUCCGACCUCCUCUGGACCCCCUCCGACCCUUCCCAGACCCAAACCUCCCACUUUAGGGAACACAUCAACUCGGUCUACUCCCUCUCUCUACAAACGUACCAAGACCUAUACGAAUGGUCCAUCUCCCACCGAGGGGAUUUCUGGUCAUCCCUGUGGGACUUUGAGAACGUAGUAGGAUUUAAAGGUAAACACGUAGUAGAUGAAGGUGCAUCACCUGAAGAUAAUCCAUCAUGGUUCGAGGAAAGUGCGUCCAAUUGGGCUGAAAAUCAAUUACGCCAUUCCCAUUCCCAUCCAAAUGAUAUAGCCAUUAUCCAGCUAUCCGAAUCAGCUUCCACUUAUACUCCACCUGAGAAGAAGAUUACUCAAAUAGAGCUGUAUAAUCUUGUGGGUAGAACACAGCGAUCGUUGAUUAGAGAGGGAAUUCAGAAAGGCGAUAGGAUAGGAUAUUGGGGUGGGAACGUACUGGAAGCUGUCAUAUUGGUAUUGGCAAGUUCAAGUGUAGGAGCGAUAUUUUCAAGUGCCGCUUCUGAUUUCGGAGUGGACGGAGUGAAAGAAAGGUUAGAUCAGAUAAAGCCCAAGUUACUAUUCGUUACGAAUGGAGUGGUUUACAAUGGAGUGAUAAGACCCUUGUUACCGCUCUUACCGAAACUCUUGAAGUCACUCAAAUCACCACCUGAGAAAGUCGUGGUGAUUGAGCAUCUACCUGAAGAACUGGUUGGGAUACCGAAUGAUAUGGAAAGAUGGAAUCAAUGGCUGGAUCCGAAUGAGGGGGAGACAACGUUUGAAAGAUUAGGGUUUAAUGAUCCGAUUUGGAUAUUGUUCAGUUCUGGAACUACAGGAAAACCCAAAGCUAUCGUUCAUCGUCAAGGUGGUAUGUUAUUGGAUUCGUUAAGAGAACAUCAUCUGGCGGGUGAUAUAGGUAGAGGAGAUGUUUUCUUUUAUUAUACUACACCCGGCUGGAUGAUGUUUCAAUACCUCGUUUCUUCCAUUUCAACAGGAGCGACUAUAAUCCUUUAUGAGGGAUCACCUCUCAAAGACCCUUCGUCCUUGUUUGAAAUGAUUGAUCAAUAUGGGAUAACGAUAUUUGGAACGUCGGCAAAAUGGUUAGAAGUCAUAUCAAAGACUUAUCCUGAUGUCAAAGAUCACCAUGAGUUAUCUACCUUGAGACAAAUAUUGAGUACUGGUAGUCCUUUACCUGGCGGGUUGUUUGAUUGGAUUUAUGAGAAAGUUAAGAAAGAUGUACUGGUUGGUAGUAUAACAGGAGGAACCGAUAUUUGUUCGGUGUUUGCUGGUAGGAAUACUUCGUUACCUGUUUAUAGAGGGGAAAUACAAUCUAGGAUGUUAGGAUUCGCUCUUGACACGGAUGGACCGCCCAAUCAACCUGGCGAGUUGAUCUGCAGACAAGCAUUUCCCAUUGAGCCCUUAGGAUUCUGGCCUUUGAACGGCUAUGGCUUCCCGGAAGAUGAAGUUCAAUUGGCGAAGAAACGGUUCAAAGAGAGUUAUUUCAAGGGCGAGGAAGGCAUAUGGUAUCACGGUGAUUACGUACGAAUCACCCCAUCGCGGUCGUCCAACUCUGGCGGUAUUCUGAUGCUAGGCCGAUCAGAUGGAGUGUUAAAUCCCGGUGGAAUCCGAUUCGGUCCAACGGAUAUUUACUCUGUCCUCGAAGGGUCGGAGUAUUCUCAGUUGGGGGUGGAAGAGACGCUGGUGGUGGGUCUGAUGGUCGAAGGAGGUGCUGAUGAGAAAGUCGUACUGUUUGUGAAAAUGAAAGGCGAUAGAACACUAGAUGAUACAUUGAUAAAGAAGAUUAAGACGGAUAUUAGAUUAGCUAGAAGUGCAAGACAUGUUCCAUCCAAGAUUAUCCAAGUUUCUGAUAUACCCGUGACAUUGACCAACAAGCGAGUUGAAGUACCGAUAAGGAAACUUAUCAACGGAGCUUCGAUCAACAGUAUCAACCCUGCUACGCUUAGGAACCCAGAUUGUUUAGAGGAGUAUGUAAAAUUGGGAGAAAAGAUGAGGAAAGAGGAAGGUAUGGAUGGAUGA